Molecule: messenger RNA, 3300 nt
Organism: Maudiozyma saulgeensis
Lineage: Eukaryota; Fungi; Ascomycota; Saccharomycetes; Saccharomycetales; Saccharomycetaceae
Source: the annotation of a GenBank genome assembly
AUGCAGGAAGAUAAUGGGCGUUUCCAAAUGUAUCCAAGAAACCGUAACGGCUCAUAUAGAAACCUAUCAUAUUCGGCUAUUCAUGAUCAAAAUCGCAUGCAUGGCUCCCCUCGAAAGCAUCGAUCAAACAUAAAUUCUCCACAAAUGUCAGAGGUAUCAUUAUCACAGCUUAAACUAGACGAUAUGACUACAGAAAAAGACUGGAACAAACUUGAUGAUUUCCAUCUAGAGGAACUAAGGGAUGGUUUUUUUGAUGCCACAUAUACAAGGCCAAAAAGAGUAAUAUCACCUGAAGAUAGUGUGGGUUCAGCCAAAUCGAAUCAAAAUUUGAAACCAAGCAAAAUAAUAAACAAUACUCCCGCAAUAGUGAAAGACAUAUAUAGUAAGAGUAUACAAGACUGGAAACAACUGUUGAAGUUUUUCUUAGCAUACCUUAUUGCUAUGAUUAUAUGUGUGAUACAUCCUGCAGGAAAAUGGAUAGGCCACAAAUAUAGGUAUUUUAUGCCUAUAUCUGUAAUAUUACACCAUCCCGCAAGAAAUGUUGGGGUACAAUUGGAGAUGACUAUAGAAUCAUGUGUUGGUUUAGUGUUUGGAUUAGGAUGGUCAUCUCUGGCCUGGUAUGUUUCUACAGCUACUGGCCCAACUGCAUCGCACCAAGGUGGUAUUUUAUUCCAAAGUUUAGUUAUGGCACUCUGGUCUGCUAUAUGGGUGAAAGCCUACUAUAACCGAUUAUUCUACCUUUGUCAAUCAUUCGGUAUUACAAUUUUAUUUACCCACACAGUUGACUUAGUAUUUGAUGCUUCAGAGUUGAAAUGGAUAUUAUUCAGAGAUUUCGCAUUAUCUUAUGUUUUUGGUAUUCUACUUUCCCUCAUAAUAAGCGCGUUUAUUUUUCCAACUAAUGGUAAUGCAAAGAUGAUACAAACUUUAGAUGACACUGUAAAUAGUAUUAAAGGUUUUUUAAUGACACUGGUGGAUAAAGGCAAAUAUAAUGAUAUUGAAUAUAUUUCAAGUGCUCAAAAAAAUAUGACUAACCAUUUAAAUGUGAAAUUGUCCCUAGUUUAUAGAGAUUUUUUAAAUCAAUUUACAAUAUUCAAUUUUAAAGCAUCAAGUCUAAAAAGACUCAGAGACUCGUUAACAGUCAUUUCCAGCCCACUUAGGGUAAUUCCUAUUCAUCAGAGGUUGUUUGACAAUCAAUUGCUCGAACGGUUGUAUCAAGAAGUCGAUGAUCAUAAACAUGACUUGGAAGAAUCCGGAGAAAAAUAUGACACUGACGCAAUACCUUCAGGCUACAUUACCGGGACCUUCACCCCGGUGUCAGGGGUUCCCAAUUUACCCCACCAUUUGCUAUCAAACAGUACAAAUGACUUUUAUAUUAACAUUCUUAAGAAAAAAUUUGCACGAAAUACCUUGCAUUUAAUUUUAGAGAUGAUUAUCGUAAUAGAUAAAAUAUCUCAGCUUCUUCAACUGUAUAAAAAACGAAGACAUAGUAAGAAUGAAAUAGAAGAAGCUAAAGGAAAUUUACAUCAUUAUAGAAUGAAAUUACAAAAAAUGAUAUUUAAUGUGGACACUAGCUAUAAUAACUUUAUAGAAUCAAAUUUAUUUUCAGAGGAUAUUAUCAAAGAUUUUGAAUGUGUGGAUAUCUUCUUGUUUAUAAGGUAUUCUCGAAGCUCCGCAAAGCACUUAUUGAAAGUACUCGACGAAGCUAUAAAUUUAGAUACGGAUUCAAAAAUGAGGAUUUCGACCCCAAAACUUUCUGCAUUUAGAACGUUGCAUCGUUUACCGGACCAAUGUUUAAUGGAUCAAGGUCUUGGGAGGUCAUUAUUGUAUUUUGAAACCAAAAAAGAUGUUGAUGAGAUAUUUGAGAGAUCUUAUAACUCAUACACCUCCCGUCAUGUUUAUAACAGGAAAAAUGAUACACUUCCAUCAACUAGGGCUAUUGACCAUACCGAUUUCAACUUUCAUACGACACAAAAUUCCACUAGAUUUAAAUUAUGGGAAUUUACUAAACUCUUAUCGGGACGUGAAAUGAAGUGGACACUAAAAUGUUUAAUUUGUAUAAUAUUCCUUUGCUUACCAACUUGGUUACCAGAAUCCUAUAGAUGGUAUGAAGAGUUCCAAUGCUGGUGGGCUCCGCUGAUGUUUUUCAUAUUAAACCACAAUAAACCAGCUGGUAAGAUGAUAUAUUUGGCUAAUAGAUUAAUAUGUGGUAUCAUCGGUAUGUUUUGGGGAUGGGCAGCUUGUCAGGCCCACCAUUUUGGUAGCCCUUAUGUUAUAUGUGUCUUUGCUGGCUUGAUUUGUAUCCCGUCAGCAAUUAACCAACUCAUAUACAAAAACUCGAAAUCGAGUAACACUGCAAUGAUAUGCUUUACUGUAAUUGCGCUUGAAGCGUUUUCGAAGAAUCCUUACACAUUGAAAACCUCAGUAAUUUGGAAAAAUUGUUGGACUACAUCAUUAAGUCUGAUAGUGGGAAUAGUUGUUUCAAUUGUUAUUAAUUGGAUAUUUUGGUCGUAUAGAUCAAGAACCGAAUUAAGACUCGCUGUUUCCUAUUUAUUAUCUCACUUGAGUCAAUCGUACCAAUCAGUCGCAGAGCGUUAUCUUUAUAGAGAUUUGAAUGAUGAUCCAACCGAGCUAAGUUUAAUGUUCUCUCAUAUUAGAGAGGUACGUCUUACACGAAGUAUUGAAGCUAUACGACAACUAUUGGGUAGGACGAAGAGAGAGCCAAUAUUUGUUUCCAACUUUAAUGCAGAUAAAUAUGAAAGACUUAUCAAUGCAUGCCAGAAUGUCUUUGAAAGAAUGAUCGAAGCUAGAGUUUCAGGUACCUAUUUUGAAAUUUGGAACCAAGAUAGUAAUUCAGAUGCCACGAGGGCCCUACUAUCUUUAAGGAGAGAUAGUACAUCCUCUGUUAUCUAUACAUUCUACCUCCUAUCUAAUUGCUUUAGAUCAAGAAAUAGAAUCCCAAGGUAUUUACCAAGCUCUGUUACUUCUAGACGACGUUUAUUUGACUUUAUGUCAAAAUUUAACGAAAAUAUACCUCUUUCAGCCUCUCUAAAAGAAGAACAACAAGAUAACUUAGAAAAACAAUUGUUCAAGAAGCUAGGAAAACUUCAAAACAAAGAUCAUAAUAUCCAACACAGUAGCAGUGAAGCGUCGUCGAGGGAUGAAGUUAAUGAAGAUAACGAAGAGGCUAGAUGGAAAGAUAUAUAUGGAGUAGCUUUUGCAAGAAGUUUCACUGCCGUAUGUGAAUCUAUGGAUGUGUUAAUUGAAUGCUGCAAAGAUAUAUUAGGGGAGGAAUACUACUAA